Messenger RNA from Xyrichtys novacula (pearly razorfish), 291 nucleotides. NCBI's taxonomy places the organism in Eukaryota, Metazoa, Chordata, Actinopteri, Labriformes, Labridae. The record is from the annotation of a GenBank genome assembly.
AUGCCAAAAUCUGAUCCCAGUCAAGAGGUGGAGGCCAGUCGAGCCAGAGGACCAGGUGUACAUCACCGUCCUUUGAGGAGGGUGGCACAAGAACGAGGAGAAGACCUGAACACUUUGGUCCUGGUGACAUCUACUUCAAUGCAGGAAGAGGGCAAUAUGAUGUGGCGUCAUCUACCGCUGACUGCCCAUAAAAAACAAGGGAGAGAGGCUGGAGACAACAAUGAGGGUGAAGGUCAAACUGGUGCCAGUACAGCUGUGAGAAGAAGUGGGAGACAUUGUCAUCACGGGUGA